CAAACGGUUUCCCUUAUAUGGUGUUUCUCGUUCCAAAAUGCCAAUGUGCCCAUGCCCAUGGGCCUGCCCGCCUUCCUCGACGAUCCGCCCCGCCUCCGCCGCCUGCUCUUCUCCUGCGCCACGCUCCGCACACUCACCCGCCUCCACGCCCUCCUCAUCGUCUCCUCCUCCGACCACCAUAUCCUCUCCUCCGUCCUCGCCACCGCGUACGUCCGCGCCGGCGACCUCGCCGCCGCCGAGUCCACUGUCGCCGCCGCUCCCGCGUCCCCCUCCUCCAUCACCGCCUGGAACGCCCUCCUGUCCGCGCACAACCGCGGUGGAUCCCACGACGCGGCGCUCCGCGUCUUCCGGGCCCUCCCGCCCGCCGCGCGCCCCGACAGCACCACCUUCACGCUCGCGCUCUCCGCGUGCGCGCGCCUCGGGGAUCUCGCCGCCGGUGAGGUCGUCAGGGAGCGCGCGUACGGGGCCGGGUACAGGAGAGACAUCUUCGUGUGCUCGUCGCUGCUCAACCUCUACGCCAAAUGGGGCGCCAUGGGCGAUGCCGUCAAGUUGUUCGACCAAAUGCCGAGGAGGGACCGCGUCACUUGGAGCACGAUGAUCGCUGGGUUCGUGAACGCGGGACAGCCGGUCGAGGCGAUUGAAAUGUUCAGGAGGAUGAGGGAGGAUGGCCUUGAGGGAGAUGAGGUGGUUAUGGUUGGGAUUUUACAGGCGUGCACAACGACUGGGGAUGUCCGAAUGGGUGGCUCGGUUCAUGGGUACUUGCUGCGGCAUUGUAUGCCCAUGGAUGUUGUCAUAUCGACAAGCCUUGUUGAUAUGUAUGCGAAGAAUGGACUGUUUGAUGUGGCCUGCCGGGUGUUUCAGCUGAUGGCAUACAGGAAUGAUGUGUCGUGGGCCGCUCUGAUCUCACAGUUUGCACAGAACGGUCAUGCGGACGAGGCACUUGGUUUGUUCAGAGAGAUGCAGGUGUCUGGUGUUCGACCUAAUUCAGGGGCAGUUGUUAGUGCACUGCUAGCUUGUUCGGAUAUUGGAUUCUUGAAGCUAGGUAAGUCAAUGCAUGGUUUCAUCUUGAGGAGGCUUGAGCUUGAUUGUAUUGUGAGCACAGCAGUCAUUGAUAUGUACUCAAAAUGCGGAUCCCUAGCAAGUGCGCAGACGCUUUUCAAUAGGGUCAGCUCUAGAGACUUGAUUUUGUGGAAUGCAAUGAUCGCAUGCUGUGGUACACAUGGACGAGGUCGUGAUGCCCUCGCUUUGUUCAAAGAAAUGGACGGAAACAAAGUAACGCCUGAUCAUGCCACAUUUGCUUCUCUUUUGUCGGCUCUCAGCCACUCCGGUCUAGUAGAAGAAGGCAAAUUCUGGUUUGAUUGCAUGGUUAAUGAAUAUGGAAUUGAACCCGCUGAGAAACAUUUGGUCUGUAUAGUGGAUCUUUUAGCCCGCUCUGGUCUUGUUGAAGAGGCGAAUGACUUGCUCACAUCAAUGCACACAGAACCAACCAUUGCAAGUUUGGUCGCACUACUUUCAGGCUGUUUGAAUAACAAGGAGCUGGAGCUUGGAGAGAGUACAGCAGAAAAGAUCCUUGAAUUGCAACCAAAGGAUGUUGGCAUCCUUGCCUUGGUCUCAAACCUUUACGCCGCUGCCAAGAACUGGGACAAGGUCAGGGAAGUGCGGAAGCUAAUGAAGGACCAUGGCAGUAAGAAGGUGCCCGGGUGUAGCUCGAUACAGAUAUAUGGAGCGCUGCAUAAAUUCGUGAUGGAAGAUCAGAGCCACCCUCAGCACAAACAGAUUCUACAAAUGGUCUCGAAGCUUGAUUCCGAGAUGAGGAAGAGGGGCUACGUACCGAAGACGGAGUUUGUGUACCACGACCUCGAGGAAGGAAUCAAGGAGCAGCUCCUCAGCCGCCAGGCCUUCGGUCUGCUGAACACGAGUCCGGGAACGAGGCUCGUAGUCAUAAAGAACCUCCGGGUGUGUGGCGACUGCCACGACGCCAUCAAGCUCAUCUCGGAGAUCGCAGACAGGGAGAUCGUGGUGCGCGAUGCCAAGCGCUUCCACCAUUUCAAAGACGGUGCUUGCUCCUGCGGCGAUUGCUGGUGAAGCGUGUGGUAGGAGACUACCUGUCCAGAGUCCAGUAGUCCACCUCUCUAUCCUUGGUCCUGCGGACUGACGAAGUUGACGAGGACCAGCGUGGGUGCAUAGCAGAGUACCAGUUCCGGUUGUCUUGUGCAAACAAACACACUGAUUUUAUCUCAAGCAAUCUUAUCUGAUUUGAUGACACAGAAUUCAAAAAGGAUGGACAGAAUAACUGUGGAGACAUUUCUCGUCAUCAGCGAAAGUACAAGUGUUGCCUUACUACAGGUUCACAAAAGAUUUCACAUACUCCUCGUGUCCGCGUCAUUCUCAGCUCCUGUUUCUUUGUUUAUUGCCUGUUGAAUCGUGACAGAGUCGCAGCCGACCACAACUCUGCGGGCGUGACACAGCGGUCGAGGCCGUUCAGCUAGGACUGCAACGCCACGACUCUACCACCAGCAGCAUCGCCGUCGAGAGAUCACAAGAAAUGCCACGCGCGUCGAAUCGCGUCUUUGGGGGACGUCGCCGUCCUCGCGGCCGCGGGGGUCUUCUGCCGCGGGCCGGCCGGGAAAGAGACCCGAGAAUAAGCGUGGCAAAGGUUGCUUUGAUUUUGCUUUGCUUUUCCCGUGGCGUCGUCGUGAUGGAUCGCUGAGAAUCCGGGGGACGUGAGUCUGUGGUCCAGAUAACGCUGGACUUGCUUUCCUGGGCGCUGGGGGUGGUUGAGGUCUAGGGAGUUGGGAGGACGCUUGCUUCUGAAGCAGGAAGACCCGACCUGCCCCAUGUGGCCGUGCCGCUCUGGCUGGAGGCUGGACUCGGCGAGGCGACUUGAACUAUUGCCAGUUUGGCAGCUGCUGUUCAUGAUUGGCAAAUUUGAGCCCGGUUUCGGUUUAGGCAGGUUUCUUCCUCGUCGUUGACUCGCUGCUGGUGAGUGGAAAGAGAGUCCGUCCGGCCUCUUGCACGACGUUUAGCACAAUUAAACAUUUGAUGUACUAGCAUACUUUUGCUUAAAGUUCAAUCCUAAUUGGGUCGAAAAA
Messenger RNA from Brachypodium distachyon (stiff brome), 3092 nucleotides. Its product is annotated as putative pentatricopeptide repeat-containing protein At3g25060, mitochondrial. Lineage: Eukaryota; Viridiplantae; Streptophyta; Magnoliopsida; Poales; Poaceae. Gene Ontology annotation, molecular function: protein binding; RNA binding; zinc ion binding. The record is from RefSeq and is a predicted model, not a curated record. Gene Ontology annotation, biological process: RNA modification.